This is a messenger RNA of Clunio marinus, 240 nucleotides long. Lineage: Eukaryota; Metazoa; Arthropoda; Insecta; Diptera; Chironomidae. The record is from the annotation of a GenBank genome assembly.
AUGACAUUAAAAGAAGUUCAUGAAAUCAUAAUGAAGUUGAGUUUGGUUGAAAGAAUGUCGAAAGAAAAAUUCUCGAAGCAAAUUCACGCUGCUUGUGUGGGUGUAAUGAAACAAACAUUUGUAUGGUUGAUGAUGAAAUCUCUUGUGAUGAUAAUAUUUACUAAAAAUGUUGCUGAUGAUACUUUAUACGAACAUUUGACAAGAACUCUGAUCACAAAUGAUGUCACAUUGAAUAAAUAA